Molecule: messenger RNA, 4379 nt
Organism: Marmota flaviventris (yellow-bellied marmot)
Lineage: Eukaryota; Metazoa; Chordata; Mammalia; Rodentia; Sciuridae
Gene: Cyth3
Product: cytohesin 3
Biological process (GO): regulation of ARF protein signal transduction
Molecular function (GO): guanyl-nucleotide exchange factor activity
Source: RefSeq, a predicted model, not a curated record
GACCCGGGCCGCGCGCUGUGGAGCCGCCCGUCCACCCAAGCGCUCGCUCUGCGGCGCCCCCCGCCCCGGCUCCUAGCCCGCCCGCCCCGGGCUCGCCGGCCGCGGGAGUGGCCUCAAGAUGGACGAAGACGGCGGCGGCGAGGGCGGCGGCGUGCCUGAAGACCUCUCAUUAGAAGAGAGAGAAGAACUUUUGGACAUUCGUCGAAGAAAAAAGGAACUUAUUGAUGACAUUGAGAGGCUAAAAUAUGAAAUUGCAGAAGUGAUGACAGAGAUUGACAACUUAACCUCUGUGGAGGAGAGCAAAACUACUCAGAGGAACAAACAAAUAGCCAUGGGAAGAAAGAAAUUCAACAUGGACCCCAAAAAGGGAAUUCAGUUUCUAAUAGAGAAUGACCUGCUACAGAGUUCCCCAGAAGACGUCGCCCAGUUCCUCUAUAAAGGAGAAGGCCUAAAUAAGACUGUCAUUGGGGACUAUUUGGGUGAGAGGGAUGAAUUUAAUAUCAAAGUUCUUCAGGCUUUUGUGGAACUCCAUGAAUUUGCUGAUCUCAACCUUGUACAAGCCUUAAGGCAGUUCUUGUGGAGCUUCAGGCUUCCAGGAGAGGCUCAGAAAAUUGAUCGCAUGAUGGAGGCCUUUGCUUCACGCUACUGCCUGUGCAACCCUGGAGUCUUCCAGUCUACAGACACAUGCUAUGUACUGUCAUUUGCAAUCAUCAUGCUCAACACCAGCCUUCACAACCACAAUGUGCGUGACAAACCCACUGCAGAGCGGUUCAUCACCAUGAAUCGCGGCAUCAACGAGGGAGGGGACCUCCCAGAGGAGCUGCUGAGGAACUUGUAUGAAAGUAUUAAGAAUGAACCAUUUAAGAUCCCAGAGGAUGAUGGGAAUGACUUGACGCACACAUUCUUCAACCCAGACCGGGAAGGCUGGCUUCUGAAGCUGGGGGGGCGUGUGAAGACCUGGAAGCGGCGCUGGUUCAUCCUGACGGAUAACUGCCUCUACUACUUUGAAUACACAACGGAUAAAGAGCCUAGGGGAAUCAUCCCACUGGAAAACCUCAGCAUCAGGGAGGUGGAGGACCCGCGGAAGCCUAACUGCUUUGAGCUUUACAAUCCCAGUCACAAAGGGCAGGUCAUCAAGGCCUGCAAAACAGAAGCGGAUGGCCGAGUUGUGGAGGGGAACCACGUGGUGUACCGGAUCUCUGCCCCGAGCCCAGAGGAGAAGGAGGAAUGGAUGAAAUCCAUCAAAGCAAGCAUCAGUAGGGAUCCUUUCUAUGACAUGUUGGCCACAAGGAAAAGAAGAAUUGCCAAUAAGAAAUAGAACUUACCUGGCUCCGCAGGUCACCAGAAAGAUCCACACCCCACAGCAGAGCUGCAGGUCAGGGAGGUGGGAUCCCGCUCGGCACUCACAGCUCCCCCAGAACUGCGGCCCCAACACACACGCCAAAGCCUUGUGCUGUGACUUGGACUGGACUGUGGUCAGCUGCCACCUCUGGGGCGCCCAUGAUGGGAGAGGUCCAAAGCAUCAGGCCCCCUGGCUGGGCUGUGGGAAUCUUCAUCGCACACACAGGACUCGCGCAGCAGGAACUGCGUUUGCACCAGUCAUGCCACGCUUGCACAUUGGGGCAGAGUUGACCACUCUAGAAGCCGCUGCUUUAUAUCAAAACAGGAAAGGAAAAGCUACCACUUUUUUUAUUCAGAAUUUUUCUCAGAUAUAUAGGAUUAUAGCUUUUAUAUGCCUUUUUGUAUUCUGAAAUUAUAAUGAAAGAUACUUACUUUCUAACAGUAGUAUUUUUAGAAUGGCAGCUAUAAAUUUAACUCCUGGACACAAGUAUAUACCGUGCACUGAAAAAAAGUCUAUAUAUGCAGCACUCAGAGGGCGGGCUGUGGAGCACUUGCCCUGGAUAGGAGCUGCUAUAGGGCCUGGCUGAGAACAGACAGGUGCUCUGGGGAAGGUGGUGCCUGGUAUCCUUGAGGACGGGUACACUGGGGGCUCCGUGUGUGAUCAGCUCUGCAGUCUCCCCUCAACUCAGCUUUGGCCCCACAGAUGCUUUCUAAAAUAAAGUAUUUAUCCUGUACUGCUGAAUCCUAGACAAUGAAGCCCUUUCCCUGGACACAAAUCAUCCACGCAUCGAACCACAUAAAAUGCUAAUAUUUGACUGUUUUUACCCCUAGAAACAGCAGUUUCAUGUUGUUCAACUUUAAUACAUUGGUCUGAUAAGCUUUUGACCACAUUCAUCAAUAUUUAAAACUUUUGGUAAAAUGCUUAUUUUGACAUUAUACUAAUCUGAUUUUUUUAAUGUAAUGGAUAUAUAAGUACCUACGAAUAAUCUUAUUCUUCCUUACUAUCAUGUUCUCAGAGAUUUGAUCUCCCCUGUGAGAGCAGCAAGCUAUGACUGAAGGUGUGUGGCCUGUAGGGUUUUCUGUGAACAGUACACCAGGGUGGGACUUGUAAAGCUCCACAACUGGGGAUUGUCACGUGGCCAUCCCUGUACAAUAGUAGGUGCUCAGGACAUCUGUGGAAAGGACACACACACCAGGAUGAAGGGGGCCGCGGAUGUAGCUCAGGGUAGUAUUUGCCUAGCAUGUGCAGGGCCUUGGGUUCCAUCCUUGCUGACACAAAAGAUGAGGGUGCGGAUGAGGCGGAGAUGAGAUGGGGGCUGGAUUAGAGAGCCCUCUCCCCUUGUAGAAUGGUUUCUUUGCAUCUUCAUGGCACCAGUGCAGAGCAUGUAGGACCUUCUUCAGCUCUAUGGGCUGUUCAGCUGGUGGGUGACCUUUUCCCCCCGGAACUGCUCUCUCUACCCCAUUUGCACCUGGAAUUUGCACCCUUUGGAGGUCAUUUGUACUCCUGUGCAAAAUCCGGGAGUGAAAACCUCAGACCAUAUGCACUUAUUUUGUUCUAAAUAGCAGAAGUAAUUAUUCUUAUGAACUGCCUUGAGGAGGAGACAGCACAGCCUGAGCCCUUUGCCUCUGUGUGGCUGACAUUGAUGUAGCUUUACGUCAUACAAGCAAAGGGGUCCAAGGCUGAAACUCUCCAUCCUGCAUCAGACUGAUUUGGUUUAUACCCGAGCUUCUAGGCUUUGUUACUUUAUUGAUACCUCAAAUCUGAAGCUUUAGUGUUUGGGCAAGUCUCCCUUGAAAUGCCUGACUGGUGUAUAUGCAACUUGGCCUCCAGUCUUCCAUGUGCAAGUGCUGCCUGGACCCCUGGCCAAGUACUGAUGCUGCAGCUUUGCCAGGCCAUCACUGGGCUGGCCCCAACCAGGACUGCUGCGGCGCUGGCCAGGUCAGUUUGCCACAUGUGGACAAGCCAUUUCCUCUCUCCUGACUGUCUAACCCAGGUACAGACCUGGGAACAUGGAGCUUUCUGGUUUGGGGUGUUAAGCGAGCAUGAAGUCACCUGAUGGUAAAUCUUGUUUGCACGGUCAUCUUGUGAGCAAGCUUUGCCUGAUGGCUGUCACCCGGGAUCAAUACCAGAAGGCCUUCGUACUUAGAAUCUAAGUAACUUCCCUCAAAGAGUAUUACGUGAACUUGCCUAAUCUGAGGUUUUGUUGUGACAGUAUUAACCCAAAGGCAGUGGAUGAGUUGUUAGGCCAGGUCCAGAAAAUCCUCCAGUCUAGUGACAAAUACACACCUGGCCUCCACCAGGACACCCUAGAAGAGGGGGACAGCAGUUUCAGCCUCAGUCAAGCUCAUCCUCCUCUCCACCCCAAUGUCUACACUCAGUGCUUGGAUUAGCCCGAUUCUGGCCAAAGACAAAGUUUCCUCCAGAGACAAAGGGCAGUAGGCAGAGGAGAGGAACCCUGGGCUGGAGACUGCAGCUUCCACAGCCCCUCUAGCCUGGCUCCCUGGGUCCUGGCCAUCACUUGAGGUUUAACUGGACUGACUCUGGACCCAGACAUGCACCUUUGUCCUCAGGGUCCAGAACACUUUUGAGCAGUUCAUGUGGUACCAAACAGUCAUAAGAGGAGCUGUUUGUAGAUGAAACAGCAUUGAAUGCUUCAUGUAAAGCAAUGCCUAUUUUCAGAGUUACAAAUGCAUUUAUCUACACAGAUGUGCUUUGCUGAGAAGUUAGGUCUAUUAUAGACCAGAAACCACAAGUUGUGAUUUCUCAUUUUCUUAUUUUUUUCUUAGAAGACAUUUCUAUUUACAAUAAAUGUAGUCAGUAUGUAAAUAAUGUACAUAUAUAUUGAUUUCUGGAGUGUUUUGUUAUUCAAUGUAUAUAUUUCCCACAACUUGCAUGAAGAAGUAUUCUAUUGAUAUCAAAAUAUCUAUUGAUAUUUUGUUGCAGAGUGAAGUUAGUAAAAAUUGGAGGGUAUAUGGCUGUCAAAACUCUUGUAGAUAUUGUGUUCACUAAAUAAAAAUCAAAUGUAUUAUUAAGACAA